Ylistrum balloti is the source of this 2421-nucleotide messenger RNA. RefSeq names its product leucine-rich repeat protein lrrA-like. Lineage: Eukaryota; Metazoa; Mollusca; Bivalvia; Pectinida; Pectinidae. The transcript has a single exon. Gene Ontology annotation, molecular function: protein binding. Bases 1 to 2421 code for a protein of 806 amino acids. The record is from RefSeq and is a predicted model, not a curated record.
AUGAGUGCGCGGCGUCGAAAGAAGGAUGAAAAGCCCCCGCCUGCAACUGGGCCAGGAAGUAAAAUCAUAUCACUUCCGGAUCCUGUGAAAAAACACCUGAAGAAAAUUGGAGACACAAAGAAAAUUCAUCUCAAAUUCGGAACUGGGAAUUGGAAAUCUCUCCCUAUUGAAGUUUAUAGUAACGAAGAACUCUUCGAACUUUCCGUUAAAUUUAGUGCUGAAAACAACCGCCUAAAGCGUCUACCUAAAACUAUCGCAGCUUUAGAAAAUCUGGAAUAUAUUAAUGUUCAAAACAAUUCAUUGUCGGCAUUUCCAGGAUCUGUGUCGCGUAUGAAAAAACUUGUAACUUUAAAUGUUGAAAAUAAUAGUAUCAAAAAACUACCUCCAGCAAUUCACAAAGCUACGGGACUAACCACACUGCUAGCCCGCAAUAACAGGAUAAGGGGAUUGCCAAAGAAUAUCGGAAAAUCAUCAUCGCUGACCUUUGUAGAUGUCUCUGGUAACUUGAUAAAAUCUUUCAAAAAGGGUGUUUACGAAAUGACGGGGGAGUUAGAUCUAUCUGACAAUCGUCUGACAGAAAUGCCAACGGCUGCUGUCAAGAAACCAAAUAUCCAACGUCUAAAUUUGGCGCGUAAUGGGAUCACAUACAUGCCAGAUAAUAUCGAUAAGCUACAACGUCUCGUGUGGCUAGACCUAUCCCACAAUUCCCUGUCAGAACUACCCGCCCAGAUCGGAGGUGUGAAGUACCUACAUUAUUUAGAUCUCAGUCACAACAAUCUGAAAGCUCUCCCGGAAGAAAUAUGUAACCUGGGAUACGCGUUGGAUACACUGAAUAUUUCUAAUAACGAGAUUCCCGUGCUACCUGAUGACAUAAAUCGUUUACAGAAGUUACGAGUGCUAGACGUGUCACACAACCAGGUGGAAUAUGUACCAGAAGGGAUCCGCGAGAUUCAUUCCCUGCAGACUGUCAACAUCUCACACAACAGACUCAACUCCAUGAAGUUCGCAGUAUACCUGAAGACGCUGGAACAUUUGCACCUGUCCAAUAAUCAGAUCGAGGUUGUACCAGAGGUACUGGACAACAUGAAGUGCCUCGUUACCUUGGACGUGUCCAACAACAAGAUAAAAGAACUCCCUCCCUCUGUAGGUUACAUCAAGACCAUCAAGUCUCUUAAUGUUGGCGGUAAUAAACUGUCCGUAUUACCGGACAGUAUUGGUCAAGACCAGGUUCUCACGUUGCUGGAUAUAAGUCAUAAUCGUAUAGCCGCCUUACCCACAGAUCUGCGCAAACUCAGGAACCUCGAGACGUUUAUCAUAAGCAAUAACGAAAUCGCCGCCAUGCCGAAGUCAAUCGACUUCUUGUACCAGCUCCGGACAUUGGACGCAGCUUGCAAUGGACUCACUGAGCUCAUCCUCCCCAAAACGCUGACCUGUCUCGACCUUUCGGACAAUCCAAUGAUGGUCAAUCCAAGUGACCACAAAUCCACCAUGGUUGUUAUGGGAGACAAAGACCAUCUUAGGAACUUGACGUCUCUAGCGUUGUGUAAACUGGCAUUGGAUGAAAUUCCUCCCAGUGUCUUCAACCUUCGGUGCUUAAAAAGUUUAAACCUUUCCAACAAUUCGCUCAAGGGUCUGAGUGAUAACAUUUGUAAACUCAAGGCUUUGGAAUGUUUGGAAGUCACGAACAACGAACUGGCCUCCCUGCCUGCAAAUAUCGGGGUCUUGAAGAAACUAGAGAAGCUUCAGGUCAACAAUAACGCGAUCGAGAAGUUCCCGCCAAGUCUGGUUAAACUUAUUUCUCUCUGUCAUCUGGAUAUGUCAUACAACAAAAUGAGCCUCCUUCCGGAUAAUUUCGGAGAUCUUAACAAGCUCACCCAAAUGGACUUGUCAAACAAUGAGCUUUUGACAUUUCCUAUUGACCGGAUUGAUGUGCUAGCCUCUUUACUCGAACUCAACAUCUCUAAAAAUCACAUCAAUGUUAUCCCGAUGGACUUUCCAUAUCUUUAUCGACUGAGAGUUCUUCAAGCAAGCAGCAAUGACAUCAAAGGUAUUCCGAACGAUGUUGACAAAAUGAAAUCUCUCGAGGUUCUUGAUUUAUCAGACAAUAUCAUAGAAAGUCUGCCGGAGAGGAUUUGUAAGCUUGCGGCCUUGAAGGAACUAGAUGUCACAGAUAACAAAAUCAUGACAGUCUGGCCUAAAGCCUGGGCAAAUCUGACGUCAAAAAUUGUGGUGAGAGCAUCUGAACAGUCGGCGUACAAGUCUCGUGAGGCACGAGAACGGCCGACAGACAAGGUUGCAGAGACUCAAAUGAGUCCGAAAGCCGGGAAGAAGGGAAUGAAGGGAAAGAAAUCGGUGGCACCGAUUGGCACUCCGCCAACAAAACCCAGGUCGAUGAAAUCUGCUCCUCCUAAAGCGUCGUGA